Pecten maximus is the source of this 4345-nucleotide messenger RNA. RefSeq lists its product as uncharacterized. The record is from RefSeq and is a predicted model, not a curated record. Gene Ontology annotation, molecular function: chitin binding. NCBI's taxonomy places the organism in Eukaryota, Metazoa, Mollusca, Bivalvia, Pectinida, Pectinidae. Bases 156 to 2471 code for a protein of 771 amino acids. Gene Ontology annotation, cellular component: extracellular region. The transcript has 13 exons.
GGUGGCGAGUGAUCUAUCAACUAAAUCAUUUAUUUAGACAUAUCACAGGUGAGUGGUCAGCCACUGGACACUGGUCAGAUCCCUGGACACUGCGGACAUGGAGAGGCGCGGCCCAGGUUAAGUCACAAGUCAGACAACGUCCUCUGGCGGGAGUCAUGUAUACCACAUAUGCAGUGCUGGUAAUAUUGACCUUGACCUUCCAUAGCGCCCUCUGUCAACAAUAUAGCGAGGCUGUCUUUCUGUCUGAUGACGUCACAUACAGCUGUUGCGGAUUCGUGGACCUGGUACUAGUCGUGGAUGCUUCAGCCUUCACGCGCUUCACCACACCACGUGGUGUUCCAAUAUGGCACCCCGGCAUCGCCGUGUUCGUCAACAACCUUCUGCGAGUUCUCCAAGUGGGCCCAGCAUCGUUUCGAGUGGCCGCCAUAUUGUACAGCACAGGUAUUGAUGACAUCAUGCCUUUCAGUGUACAUCAAGUCUACACCCUCCACACUUUCGGAUUUCUCCGUCCUGGGUUCGGUGUCUCGGCCACGGCUAAGGGUUUAUCGGAGAUGAGAAAGAUGCUGUCAUACUACGGUCGACCGGACGCGGCCAAGCGUGCCAUCCUUCUCAGUGCUUCCCAUUCUAAUGACCACCAGGCGGCGCUAGUAGAGGCUAACCUUGCUAGGUCCAUGGGAAUAGAUAUCCUCUCGGUAGGAUUCGGACCUUUCCGGGACGUUGGUGAACUGAACGAAAUUAGUCCCGGCUGGGUAUUAGAAGUUCCUGAUGCUGGCAUGCUCUAUGCUCUUGUCGGGAGAAUAGCCGCAAGGUUGUGUAAAGAAGCGGUCAAUGGAGGCUGGUCGCCAUGGCUCAGCUGGACCCCCUGUUCAAAAAGUUGUGAUGGCGGUGUAUCUAGGAGAUUUCGUUUCUGUAAUAACCCACUUCCGCAAUAUGGCGGCUCUUUCUGUACAGGAGUUCCCGACAUAAGAAUGGAUUGUAACACACAACCUUGCUUAGCGUUCUUCUCCGGAGGAGUUGAUUGGUCAACUUGGGGCCCAUGUUCUGCUACAUGUGGAUCCGGCACGCGCUCACGCUUUCGACCGUGUCUGUCUAGGUCUCAAUGUAGGCCUGGAGCAUCAGAGACAAGAACAUCAACAUGUAGGAUGUCAGCUUGUCCAGUUGAAUCAACGUGGGGUACUUGGUUGUCAUGGGAACCAUGUUCUAUGACGUGUGGGCGUGGCGUGAGACAGCGCCGCCGGAAGUGUACAGACACAAGCCCCGGAGUAGACGGACGCUGCCUCGGGCCAGGAAUGGACACGGAAAUGUGUAACGCAGGAAUUGCGUGUCAAGAAUGUGAAAGAUGUAUUCUAGGCCCAGGAGGCCGACGGUAUGUGGGAUGUCCUCACGAUUGUACGAGGUAUGUUCAGUGCCCGGCUCCGGGCUAUGAAGCUCUGCAGAAGAUCUGUCCGCACGGACAACUCUGGAGUAACCGACAGCAGAAAUGUGUCCAGCCGUCCGAAUCGGAGUGUGAUUUGUGCUCCGGACAGAUAACAGGCAGUGAAAUUUGGUAUUCGUGUCGAGAAUACUGGAAAUGUGAAAGCGACCAUAGAAAUCUUCAUCUUCGGUGCUGUCCUGACGGAUUCCAUUUUGUUCCUGGUCUGGGAUGUAUGAAAGAUGUCGACAACUCCUGCAAGGCAGAGUGCUAUUCACGGCCAUCUCUCGGUUUUCAAGCAAAAAACUGCUCAUAUCGUCCUUCACCCUUGGGUUCCUACUGGUACGAAGAGAUCACUUCGGACUUCCGCAAGACUCUCGCAUGCCCUGUCGGUACCCAGUUUUCACAAGAUGUCUGUCAAUGUGUUAUGACGCAUGAACUUUCACCUACAAUGUCAUUCAACAGAGGGUGUCACACAAUGGUAAGCAUGGCGUUCCGGUCACGUGACCAAGAUACGAAAAACACCCCAUCCAAAGUCCGCUACAAGAAUGUUGCGUAUAUUAACAACGAAAGCGCCAUGUUUGGACAGGGCAGUAGUAUCUCCUUCACGUACUUCUCCAAUGUAGACAUGGGUCAAAUGUUAUUCCUGCACAUGCGCAUACUGCCAGAACUAGCGGAUCCCCCACAAGCCGUCCUACACAAUGGAGAUUGCGAGAUUGGCUCCAAUCCAUCUCUUCUUGUUGGCAUUGACAAAGCCGACAGCGACUCAGAACUUGUGUAUAUAUUUGGAAUAUCUAUAGAGGAAACCAACCAGAUGGUUUUCCUUAAUUUGACUGCAAAGCGCAGUCCAGAAUUCAGCGACCUGGUGCUUCGUUUCGAUGGUUCAUCCUUGGGUGUGGAGGUUAACGGAAAGUUGGCAAAAAUGAAUCUCAACAAAAAAGGAAGCAUAUCCCGAAGUCGAGGCGCCUUACAACUUGGCGGCAAAGCUUGCAGCAUAGGGUACAGCGCUUUCUCUGGACUGGUUGAUAUGAUUGAAGUUACAACCUGUGGCGAGGAGUAAAACAUGGCGUCAGAUGUGGAACUACAAAGACACGGCAUUCUACAUAAUUUCCUAUCAAAUACCUAAUAACAUCAUUCCAUGGUUGCUCUUUGAAGUUUAUCAUUCAGUUGAUAAAGAUAUCCUAAUUAAAUGAUGUGCUAAUUAAAUUACUUUAAAAUAUUAUUUGGAGCAGAAUGGUUAAAAUAGAGAAAUGACUAUUUUAAUGUAAUAAUCCAUCUUAAAUUCUAUGCUUAUGUGUGUCUUUAAAUACUUAGUAUGGCGGUAUUGACCUAAAUUAAGGGCGGGGGUAAUUGCUUAUUGACUGAAAUUGAUCACGAUUUUUUUAAAAACUUGUGACCUGACCAGAGAAAACUCCGAAAGACUCGUUUUCGUUUCAUAAAUCGCCGCGAAAGAAUGUUCAUGUAAGAUGUAAGAAGCAUGAUAGGAACACAAAUUAUAUUGGCAUUAUUAUCAUGAUGAGGGAAGAAGUCCAACAUAGCAAAUUGUGUUGUGAAAAUCAACAAUAUAUUUGAAACUUCUGAAAUGAGAAAACAUAUCACAUUUAACCUGUAGAGAGCACAUUUUGAGAGAAAAAAAAUAAUAACGAAAUGUAAAAUUAAUUUCAGACUCAAGAAGCAAGCAAAUAACAGCCUGGAAAAGCGUUUACGGCAGAUAUAAUUAAAAACAAAUUACAACAAUAGCUAUUAUAUGAUUCAUGUAAUCGUUACUUGUCAAAUUUUACAUGAUUAUUCAAAUAUAGAUAUCUUAAUAAAUCAGCCUUGAACAUGUAUUUGUCUGAUACCGUGAAUUUCUUGUUGGGAAAGUGCCAUGAAAUAUUGAACAUGAAAAUAAGCCGUCAAGUUUUGGGUACGAUAUCUGAGGCUACGGUCACAUUUCAUGAAAAUAAGCCGUUUAAUUUUGGGUAUGAUACAAUCUAUGAGGUUACGAUCACGUGACGGUCCAAUCGAAUGCCUAGACGUCCUUGUUCAGGUUACGUUUUAAAGUGUUGUGAACAGUUCUAGAAACCAUGGUAUACUUCCUGAAAAGGACAAGAUUAUAUACAUCACGACUUAUUUUCAAUAUCUUGAAGUAUAAAAAAAAAGCGAAUUCUGAUAGUCAAUAUCUUAAAGUAUAAAAAGGCGAUUUCUAAUAGCUUAUUCGUCUACAUGUAAACAUGUGCAGACGACAUGAAUUUAUUAGAUAAAGAAAUAAUGUCGGAAUAUUAAACGAAGCUGAUAAUAAUAACCAAAGAUCUUAAUUAAACUUUGGAAGAUAGCAAGAGGUCUAAACAGAUGGAUUGUUCGAAAAACACUUAAGUCUUAUGACCAUUAAGUACGAAUUUGAGAAUAAAUUCAAAUACACCACACAGCUGUUUCGUCCUUCAGAGAGGAUGGUAGGGGCCAACAGUAGGAUAGAUCCAGAGGAGAAGUCGGGAAAAUCUAAACGAGGCUGAAGACAUGUCACGUGCAUUGUCCCUCUAUGUUUGACCUAUUUAGGAUAAUGGAUUUAAUAAGAAUACAUUAUGAGGAGACUAAUCACAUAAUUUAUUGUUAAUCAUGUAGAAUUAAUGAAUUAAUAAUCAAAGCAGGGAUAAUGAUUAACUAUAGUUAGUCUCCAUAAUCCACGGUUUAAAUACAGAUACGGAGCCUGUUGUUAUAGACACAGGGGCUCGCAUGGAUAAAAACAAGUUGAUAUAGUAGAAGUGGGUAAUAUCUUUUUUUAACAAAUAUUAACCAGAUUCAAACGCCUGUGUUAUAGGCUUAGAAUCUGUAGUGUCGUUGAUUUCAUCCAGAGACGUCUAUAUACAUGUAUCACAACAAUUUUCGAUAAGUUUCCGGAAUCAUCAGUUUAUUAGAUACGUUUGAAAAAAAUAUUAAAACAAGAAUUUCAUGGUU